Molecule: messenger RNA, 1158 nt
Organism: Indicator indicator
Lineage: Eukaryota; Metazoa; Chordata; Aves; Piciformes; Indicatoridae
Gene: NR2E1
Product: nuclear receptor subfamily 2 group E member 1
Exons: 9
Coding region: 1-1158 (385 amino acids)
Biological process (GO): cell differentiation; negative regulation of transcription by RNA polymerase II; anatomical structure development
Molecular function (GO): zinc ion binding; RNA polymerase II cis-regulatory region sequence-specific DNA binding; nuclear receptor activity
Source: RefSeq, a predicted model, not a curated record
AUGAGCAAGCCGGCGGGAUCAACAAGUCGCAUUUUAGACAUCCCUUGCAAAGUGUGUGGGGACCGCAGCUCCGGGAAGCACUAUGGGGUUUACGCCUGCGAUGGGUGCUCGGGAUUUUUCAAGCGGAGCAUCAGGAGGAAUAGGACCUAUGUUUGCAAAUCGGGAAACCAGGGAGGCUGCCCGGUGGACAAGACGCACAGGAACCAGUGCCGGGCCUGCCGCCUGAAGAAGUGCCUGGAGGUCAACAUGAACAAAGACGCAGUGCAGCACGAGCGGGGUCCCCGGACGUCGACGAUACGGAAGCAGGUGGCCCUCUACUUCCGUGGGCACAAGGAGGAGAGUGGCAGUACCCCACACUUCCCUGCCACCGCCCUGCCAGCACCUGCCUUCUUCACCGCCGUCUCUCAGCUGGAGACCCACAGCCUGGAGCUGGCUGCUGUCACCAGCACCCCAGAGAGGCAGGCUCUGGUGGGCCUGGCACAGCCUACCCCAAAGUACCCACAUGAAGUCAACGGCACCCCUAUGUAUCUCUACGAAGUGGCCACUGAAUCCGUCUGUGAGUCAGCAGCCAGGCUUCUGUUCAUGAGCAUCAAGUGGGCCAAGAGUGUCCCAGCCUUCUCCACUUUGUCCUUGCAAGAUCAGCUGAUGCUUUUGGAAGAUGCUUGGAGAGAACUGUUUGUUCUAGGAAUAGCACAAUGGGCCAUUCCAGUUGAUGCUAACACUCUACUGGCUGUAUCUGGCAUGAACGGUGACAAUACAGACUCUCAGAAGCUGAAUAAAAUCAUUUCAGAAAUACAGGCUUUGCAGGAGGUUGUGGCUAGAUUUAGACAACUUCGGCUAGAUGCUACUGAAUUUGCCUGUCUCAAAUGCAUUGUCACUUUUAAAGCUGUGCCUACACACAGUGGCUCUGAACUGAGGAGUUUCCGAAACGCUGCUGCCAUCGCAGCCCUGCAGGAUGAAGCCCAGCUCACUCUGAACAGCUACAUUCAUACCAGGUACCCCACACAACCCUGUCGUUUUGGAAAGCUUUUACUGCUUCUACCAGCUUUACGUUCAAUUAGUCCAUCUACGAUAGAAGAAGUGUUCUUCAAAAAGACCAUUGGGAAUGUACCAAUCACAAGACUGCUUUCAGACAUGUACAAAUCCAGUGACAUAUAA